AAGUCGUUUUGAAGUCAUCUCUGCAGAUAGAUAUGAAUGCUGUAAUUAAAAUAUUCCCAAGUGGAAUUAGUUUGCAAUUGAAGGAUACACGAUUUGAUUUUUAGUGGCAAUUCCUUUUAAUUUCACAAGAACUCUACUCUUCUUCUCCAGAUCCAGAUCCAAAAACUCACUCUCUGCCUCUUUGCUUUGAAUCAGAACUUGUAUUUGGCAAAUUCAACUUCUUCCAGGUUUGAUUUUGGAAGUAGAGAGGUUAGAAGAAGAAUGGUGAGAACGCCACGAAGAGGGCAGAGAUCAAAGGGAAUUAAAGUGAAGCAUUGUAUUCAAUUGACUCUGUUGCUUGGUGUUGGGAUAUGGCUGAUUUAUCAAAUGAAGCAUUCACAUGAGAAGAAAUCUGAGUUUGAAGAGAGUUCAAAGAUUGUUGUUGAUGAUCAUCAAGUGGUUAAUCUUGCUAGGAAAGAUCUUAAACCGCCGCGUAUUGAGGAGUCGAAAGAGGAAGAAGGGAGCAAGAAUGGAGGAGGAGAAUCUGGUGCUGAUAUGGAGAAUGGCGAUGAGAUUGUAGAGAGGGAGGAGGAGAAACCGGUACAAGAGAAUAACGACAAGGAAAUUGAAGGUGGAGAAAGUGAGAAGGUGGUUGAUGAGAUAAGUAAUGAGGAAGCUAGGGAGAUCAAUUACAAAGGAGAUGAUGCGUCGAGUGAGGUAGUGCAUGGGACGGAGGAGAAGAGCAAUGGAAAGGUUGAACUUGAGGAAGAGAGGAAAUCGAACAGUACUGAGAAUGUCAAUUUUCAUGAAGAUGAGUCGGGUCCAAAGAAUGAAGUAUUAUUGGAGGGUUCUGUUAUUAAACAAGUUUCUUCAAACGAAACUGAGAAUGGGGAUGUUGGUAGUGAUGCUGGUGAGCAACAAGAGACAAAGAGUGAGUCGGAUUCAAAGACUGGUGAGAAGGGGUUUUCUGAUUCUAAUGGUGAAUUGCCUGAGACUAACCAGUCAACUUCCAAUGCAACUGAAACUACAGAAUCUUCUGGGAGUGAUGAGUCGGGAUCGAGUGGGAAAUCUACUGGUUAUCAACAAACGAGAAACGAAGAAGAUGAGAAGGUACAAUCUUCUGAAGAGGAAAGCAAAAUCAAAGAACCCGAGAAAAAGGAGAAAGAAGACUCUUCAUCUCAAGAGGAAACUAAAAAGGAAGAAUCCGAGAGAAAGGAGAAAGAAGAUUUCUCGUCCCAAGCUGAAAGUAAAGAGGAAGAACUCGAGGAUCAGAAAAAAGAAGAGUCUUCCUCUCAAGUGGAGAAUGAAAUCAAAGUUACCGAGAGAAAGGAGAAAGAAGAGUCUUCGUCCCAAAAAGAGAAUGAGAACAAAGAAACCGAAAAAGUGUCUUCGGAAUCUCAGGAAAAGGAAAACACUAUCAGUGAGCAGAAAAUCGAACAGGUGGAAUCUACUGGUUCAGAUUCUGAUAUAAAGAAAACAGAGGAUGAUACUUCAAAAACAGAGCCGGAGAAAGAGGAAAUCAACAAAAGUGGUGAAACAGAGGAAACUCAAAACGAUCAAGAACAGAGCAAGUCCACUUUGGAUAAUAGUCUCACUCAAGAUGUUAAGGAUGCUCGAACUGAUCUAGAAGCUCUUCCUGAAACCAGCAAUGGAUUGACCAGCGACAAAGUUGCUGCUGAGUGAUGUUUCUUAAACAAGUGAAGUUGUCAUGUAUUGUAUGCAUAUUCUAUAUACUUUUCAUCAAAUGACGGGACUAAGUCCCAAUCAGUAGUAUUGAGUUUUUCAUAGUAAUCAAUAUAUGUAUACUCUUUCUUA
Molecule: messenger RNA, 1794 nt
Organism: Arabidopsis lyrata subsp. lyrata
Lineage: Eukaryota; Viridiplantae; Streptophyta; Magnoliopsida; Brassicales; Brassicaceae
Product: cilia- and flagella-associated protein 251
Exons: 2
Coding region: 262-1662 (466 amino acids)
Source: RefSeq, a predicted model, not a curated record